GUCUCCAGAAUCCUUCGGGAGGAGGAGUUGUUCUGAUCGAGACAGUUCAGUUUAGGAUCGCGCACCGAACUAACGAGAUGGACUCUGCCGUGGGUGGUCCGGAAAAUGUGGUGCCAACCAUUCCAAAGUGCCGCCAGAGAUUGAUGCGUUGGGAUGGCUGGGGCUACAAGGACUCCCGGUUUGAGUACGAUGGGAAGGAUUGUUUCUUCAGUGGGAGUCGUUAUCCGAUUGGGAAAGGUGCUCGGUUGAAUCGGUUUCGGGACUGGGUGAUUGACUAUUUCGAUGUGGACACGAGCAAACGGCUGGCAGCAGUUGAAGAGCCGGGUGUGUUUCCGGAUCCGGUGAGGUGUGUGGAGUUCGUGGACGGUUUGAGAAAUGCGGGAGUGGAAUUCUCCGAAGAUGGGAUGGAUCGGUUGAUGAGAUGCCACGGGCAGACCUUGGAAGAUCUUGGCCUGUUGAAGAAUCAGGGCUACGAAAGGCUUCCAGAUUUAGUGGUUUGGCCGAGGUGUCAUGAAGACGUGGUGAAGAUUGUGACAUUGGCUGGAGAGCAUGACGUGGCGUUGAUGGCAGUAGGUGGAAAUUCGGCAGUGUCUGGAGCGACUACAACUCCAUCUGUUCAUGGAAGAACGGUUGCAGUAGUGGAUAUGACGCAGAUGAACCGGCUGUUGUGGCUAAACGAAGAAAAUCUAACGGCGUGCUUUGAAGUGGGCAUCGUAGGUCAGGAUCUUGAACGAACUCUGAAGAAACAUGGGUUCACCCUGGGUCAUGAACCGGAUUCAGUGGAAUUCUCUACCUUAGGUGGAUGGAUUUCCACGAGAGCUUCUGGGAUGAAGAAGAAUUCUUACGGUAACAUCGAGGACUUGGUCAUACGAAUAAAGAUGGUAACCGGGAUUGGAGUGUUGGAAAAGCAGUUCACGGCGCCACGAGUUUCGUGUGGUCCAGAUUUCGACCAAUUAGUCUUUGGAUCCGAGGGCACUCUUGGGAUCAUCACCGAAGCCGUUGUUAGACUGAGACCUGUUGCGCCGGUUAGCCGUUGUGGAUCAUUGGUAUUUCCCAACUUCGAAACUGGAGUCCACUUCCUAAGGGAAGUCGCCAAGAAGAGACUUCAGCCGGCGAGCAUUCGACUGCUGGAUAACCUCCAAUUUCAAAUAGGUCAGUACUUACAACCUAACGGUCCAUGGCACACCGAACUAGUGAACGGUAUCAAGAGGCAGUACCUCACGAUAAUCUGCGGCUUCAAAUUGGAUCAAAUCGCCGCCGUAACAUUGGUAUUUGAAGGCGAUCAGAAGCGCGUGGAAUCACACGAGAAACUGAUCUACACCAUAGCUGCCAAAUAUGGAGCGCUGAAUGCAGGAUCCAAAAACGGGGAAAAGGGCUACGUCAUGACAUUUGUAGUUGCUUACAUAAGGGACUUCGGAUGGGAUUUCAACAUCAUGGCCGAUUCGUUCGAAACGUCCAUCAGCUGGGAUAAGUGUCUGUCGCUGUGCGCUAACGUGAAAUCAUGUGUUACCAAAGAAUGUGAACGUCACGGCAUUCGACGGUUGAUGAUUAGCUAUCGGGUAACGCAGACGUACGACGAUGGCUGUUGUGUAUAUUUCUAUAUGGCUCUCAAGCAUCCCGAUGAUCACGUCAACUCGGUUGAGGUGUUCAAGGCGAUAGAGGACCGAGCGAGGGAUGAAAUUCUGGCUUCCGGUGGAACUUUGUCGCAUCAUCAUGGCGUCGGGAAAAUGCGGAGCAAGUGGUAUUCGGCGUGUGUUUCGCAGGUAGGAGUUCGGGUUCUGAAGGCGAUCAAGAGGGAGUUGGAUCCGAAGAAUAUUUUUGCUGCAGGGAACUUGGUUGAGGAUGGUGCAAUUUCAAAGCUGUGAAUUGAUGAUUUUUAAUAAAUUUGAUAUUUGGUUUCUGGAUUUGAAA
This is a messenger RNA of Aedes aegypti (yellow fever mosquito), 1911 nucleotides long. RefSeq names its product alkyldihydroxyacetonephosphate synthase. The record is from RefSeq and is a predicted model, not a curated record. Gene Ontology annotation, molecular function: FAD binding; alkylglycerone-phosphate synthase activity. The coding region runs from base 78 to 1865 and encodes 595 amino acids. Lineage: Eukaryota; Metazoa; Arthropoda; Insecta; Diptera; Culicidae. The transcript is spliced from 2 exons. Gene Ontology annotation, biological process: lipid biosynthetic process.